AUGGAAAGAUUAUUCUGCUGCUUUUUGGAGAAGUAUCACAAGGGCAAGAUUGCAAGCUGGAAGACGAGUAAAGAAACACAUAGAGGACCAGUCGAAGGGGGUGGAUUUUGGCUAUAUUUGGAAAAGUUUAGUGACUUGUUUCAGGAACAAGCCAACCAAACCAGCAGUGUCUCUGAGUUCAUCCUCCUGACACUCUCCUCUCGGCCUGAGGACCAAAAGCCACUCUUUAUUCUCUUCCUCACCAUUUACCUGCUCACCGUAUCAGGAAACCUGAUCAUCAUCCUGGCCAACUCUGAUGCCCGUCUCCAGACCCCCAUGUAUUUCUUCUUAAGUUUCUUGUCUUUCACUGACAUUUGCUUCACAACGACCAUCGUCCCCAAGAUGCUAGUGAACUUCCUGUCAGAAAGGAAGACCAUCUCCUAUGCUGGCUGGCUGACACAAAUGUGUUUCACCUAUGCCUUCGGCAACAGUGGCUGCCUUCUGGCAGUCAUGGCCUCUGACUGCUAUGUGGCCAUCUGUGACCCCUUCCACUCCGUCACCUCGAUGAGCCACCGCCUCUGUGUCCUGCUGGUGGCCUUCUCCCACUCGGUUCCUCACCUCUGCUCUCUCCUGCACACACUUCUGCUGAAUCUUCUCACCUUCUGUGACCUCAGUCCCCAAAUGAAGUUGUCCUGCUCCCCCACAUUUGUCAAUGAAAUUGUAGUAAUAACAGAAGGAGCCAUUGUCUUGGUGACUCCCUUUCUAUGCAUCGCUGUGUCUUAUAUCCGAAUCCUUGUCACAGUUCUAAAGAUUCCUUCUGCUUCUGGGAAGCACAAGGCCUUCUCUACCUGUGGUUCUCACUUCACCAUGGUUGCACUCUUUUAUGGAAGCAUCUUCUAUGUGUAUUUGCAGCCCGUGUCCACUUACACUGUCAAGGACCACAUAGCAACAAUAGUCUACACAGUUUUGUCCUCCAUGUUAAAUCCUUUCAUCUACAGCCUGAGAAACAAAGACCUGAAACAGGCCUUGAGGAAGCUCAUCAGCAGGUGGAGCUCCUAG
This is a messenger RNA of Heterocephalus glaber (naked mole-rat), 1038 nucleotides long. Its product is annotated as olfactory receptor 1L8-like. Gene Ontology annotation, molecular function: G protein-coupled receptor activity; olfactory receptor activity. The record is from RefSeq and is a predicted model, not a curated record. Gene Ontology annotation, biological process: G protein-coupled receptor signaling pathway. Gene Ontology annotation, cellular component: membrane. Lineage: Eukaryota; Metazoa; Chordata; Mammalia; Rodentia; Bathyergidae.